AUGUCCGCUGUUGGAAAGUUUCCCUGUUCUCUCUCGCGCUUCUGUUCGCUGCAAACGCUGAAGACACUUGCUGAAAGAAGACUGUGUACCAGCCAAACCUUAACGUCUCCAGAACAUGCCAAAUAUUUCCCACCGAAGACAACACCAAUGCUGCCACCUGGAACUUUCACUGGGAAACUUGCCUUCAUUACAGGUGGCGCCACAGGGCUGGGUAAAGGCUUGGCCUUUAAUUUAUCACAGCUUGGGGCAAAAGUUGUUAUUGCUAGUCGGAGUGCGGAGAGGUUGAAGCAGACAGCAGACGAAAUAUCCAGUGCUACAGGCAACCCUGUUUUGGAUUUGCGAUUAGAUGUGAGAGACCCAGCGGCAAUUAAAAGUGUCUUUGAUGAGCUGGAGUCCAAACAUGGUCUUCCUGACAUUGUAGUCAACAAUGCUGCUGGCAAUUUCAUUUCUCCGUCCGAGCGCUUGUCUGCCAACGCAUUCCUGACAGUGAUUAACAUAGUGCUUAAUGGCACAGCAUUUGUCACAUUGGACGUUGGGAAAAGACUCAUCAAAGCCAAAAAAGGAGCAGUAUUUCUAGCAGUAUCAGCUGAUUAUGCAGAUUCAGGCUCAGGGUUUGUUAUCCAUAGUGCUGCAGCCAAAGCUGGUGUCGAGGCUUUGACACGGUCACUGGCUUCUGAAUGGGCACGCUACGGGAUGCGAUUCAACGCCAUCUCUCCUGGACCCAUAGAAACUAAGGGUGCCUUUAGCCGCUUGGACCCAACAGGUCAGUUCAUGGACACAUUCAUCAAACGGAUUCCACUUGGGCGGCUAGGUGCGGUAGAAGAGUUUGCCAAUCUGGCAUCUUUUCUUGUCAGUGACUACUCCAACUGGAUUAAUGGCCAGGUCAUCCGCUUAAAUGGAGGUGAAUAUCCAUGUACGGCAGGUCUCUUCAAUGAUCUCAAGCAGGUAUCCAAUGAACAGUGGGAUGCUCUGGAAGCCAUGAUCAAGUCCGUAAAAGGAUCUUAA
Molecule: messenger RNA, 1005 nt
Organism: Candidula unifasciata
Lineage: Eukaryota; Metazoa; Mollusca; Gastropoda; Stylommatophora; Geomitridae
Source: the annotation of a GenBank genome assembly